CACGUGAAGAAAACAGGAAGCGUUGUGCUGGUUUGCGACUGAAUGUCGGCAGGGAAGAUGGCGGCCUCCAAGGAGCUGCUGCAGCUGGAUCUGUAUGGACUCCUGGAUGUGGCCCCCGGGGCCAGCGAGAAACAGAUUAAGAAAGCGUACAGACAGAAAGCAUUAACCUGCCAUCCGGACAAAAACCCUGACAAUCCUCGUGCCGCUGAACUCUUCCACCAGCUGUCUCAGGCCUUGGAGGUACUGACUGAUGGAGCUGCCAAGGCAGCUUACGACAAUCUAAGGAAGGCGAAAGAGGCAACUGCAAAACGCACACAGCAGCUUGAUGACAAGAGAAAGAAGGUUAAACUUGACCUUGAGGCUCGGGAGAGACAGGCGCAAGCCCAAGUAACCGAAGAAGAUGAACUGCGCGAUGCACAGACGUUGGAACAGGAGAUUAUGCGCCUUCGUGAAGAGGGCUCCCGGCAGUUGGAGGAGCAGAAAAGGCUGAUACAGGAACAGAUCCGAGCAGAAAUGGAUAACAGAUUCCGAGGUACAACAUUAGGCAGCGAAGCAGACACAGGAGUAUCAGCUAAACUUAAGCUAAAAUGGAAAUGUCGAAAAGAUGACGAGACGAGAGGUGGAUAUUCUGAAGACGUUCUAAUGAGGCUUCUGCAAAAGUACGGACAAGUACAGAACCUGCUUAUGUCCAGCAAGAAGGGGACGGCGGUUGUUGAAUUCUCUUCGUUUAGAGCCGCAGAACUCGCUGUGAAGAAUGAGACUGGACUUUUAAACAACCCCCUGACCGUGACUUGGGUUAGCAAGCCUCCGACGUCCCACAACACAAACCCCUCCACCCCCCAGGAUUCUGUCCGCUCGGAGCGUGACUACGAAAGCUUAGUGAUGAUGAAGAUGCGACAAGCUGCAGAACGGCAGCGAUUGAUAGAUCAAUUACAGCAUGACGAAUCCGAAUAACUGAACUGCUCUCUACUUUAUAGUUUUACAAUUAUUACCUCAACAAAGGUAUUUGUAUUUUGAAAGUGUUUUUUUUUAUAAAUGUAAAUGUAUCAACUGUUUAUUAAAUAAUAAAAAAAGUUGUAUUAUAAGUUUAUAAAAUGUAGCGUUACACGUUGAUAUGACAUUGUGUAAUAUAUUGCUAUUUUAUGAUA
Pelobates fuscus (common spadefoot toad) is the source of this 1148-nucleotide messenger RNA. It is a transcript of the gene DNAJC17, whose product is annotated as DnaJ heat shock protein family (Hsp40) member C17. Lineage: Eukaryota; Metazoa; Chordata; Amphibia; Anura; Pelobatidae. The record is from RefSeq and is a predicted model, not a curated record. Gene Ontology annotation, biological process: spliceosomal complex disassembly. The transcript has 11 exons. Gene Ontology annotation, cellular component: spliceosomal complex. Gene Ontology annotation, molecular function: RNA binding. The coding region runs from base 43 to 954 and encodes 303 amino acids.